AUGGCACCCGGCUAUCACUUCGACCCAUACAGCAGGAUACAUUGGUACUCCUACGACAAUGUGGCGUAUUACUCCAGCGACCGUAGAACCUGGUAUCGCUACGAUACUUUCGGAGGAGCAGGUUACUCCAAAGCAAACGAAGUGCCCAACUACCCGUACUGGAAUCUCGGUGUUGCGAGGGCGGAGAUCCGGCUCAUCGUUCUGACCCCUCACGAGGAUCCGUCCAGUCCCGUUGAAUGCCACCUUGAGCAGGUGUCUCUGGGCGUAGCUGAAAAAUAUGUGGCCCUGUCGUAUUGUUGGGGCGACCAAAAUGAUGGUAUGUUGGAAAUAACGGUCUCGGGGACGCGUCGUCUGGUGACGAAAACUCUCGCGCAUGCCCUCCAGGAGCUGCGCCGAAGAAAACAUUACCGAGUGUGGGCGGAUCAAAUCUGUAUCAACCAAUACAACUUCGAAGAGCGGGCCCAGCAGGUAGAGCGCAUGGGCGACAUCUACAGAUAUGCUUCCGUCACGAUGGCAUGGCUUGGGCAUUUCAGAUCAUCCGACACCGCGCUUUUCGGAAAGGCAUGCGCACUCAUCGAGGCGUUAAUCGCCGCCUCGGCGAGCCAAGACGAUGUCCCCAAGACCCAAAACAAGGACACUGCCGCCAGCCCAGUGUCGGGAUCUUCAUAUCCACUCAAAAGCCUGAUGCAUUGGACAGGGCUCACGAGUAUGUUCCAGCGAGACUACUGGAGUCGUGCAUGGAUCAUACAGGAAGUCGCCGUGUCUAUGCAGGUUGAGUUCUUCUGGAACGGCCAGUCCGUCUCGAUGUCGGAUCUGCAAAAGGCAGUUGCUGGAUGCAAGGCCUUGGCCUCCACAAGCAGCGAAGCAAGUGCAUUGACCUCACUUACCGUAUUCGAGCACGUCGAGCGACUUAUCCGAUUCCGCAACUUUCGAGAGUCGCCAAUCCGCCUCGUCGAAGCACUCAUCCUUUCCCGGCGGGCAAAGUCUACCGAUCCCAAGGACAAACUGUACGCCUUGAAGCACCUGGCCAUAGACGGGCCAGACAGCGUGCCGUUCCCCGAUUACGAGGCGUCUCUGGACGACCUGAAUCGCAAGACUGCCAACCUGCUCCUCCACUUUUACAAGAAUGCCGACAUCAUCAUGCUCCCCUGCCACUUCUGGGAAACCUGGGUUCCUCAGUGGAACGAUCCCGCAACUUGGGGCGAGGAACGGAUCAACAAUUACUUGUUGGGACGGAGCAAUUUCGUGGCAGAGCGAACUGAUCGCGAGUCUGGAUCGAGCAAAAUCGUCCACAAAUGGAGAGCCACCCAGGGAUCCGAGGCUUAUUGGAGCACAGCACCUGGCCGGAAACGGCUCCAAGUGCGAUACAAGAGACUGGGCCGUGUGGAACAGUGCUCCGCAACUAACAACGAAGCCAGCACCGCCGAGGUCGGUGAGCUGGGCGACGUGAGAAAGUAUGGCCCUCUCAAGGUUGAACGCCUCAUAUCGCGUUGCUGGCUGUUGUACGAUCUCAUCCCAAAGAACAAGUUACCCAAGCCCAAAAACAUCAAGAUCGGAGACAUUCACCAUCUUUUGACCGAGUCUGUGCGAGAGUCUGUUCAGAAAGGAGCACCGGAGUUUUAUAAGUGGCUCUUUUGUAAACAGAAUCUGGAGUUCAAGAUUGGCGGCAUUCCCCUCGCAAAUUGGCUGAGCGCUGCCUCCGACAAACCCCGCCCCGACACCGUGAAGAAGGCGAUGCGAUGCUACUCCUCCGUCCGAAUGGGGAUGCGGCUGUUCAUGACGGACCAGGACCACCUUGGAUGGGCGAUCAGCUCUUGUCAACCUGGAGACGAGCUGUUUCUGAUACAAGGUUGCAGCGUUCCUUUGGUACUAAGAAAGAAAGAGAAUGGAAAACUGUAUGAACUCAUCGGAGAUAGCAUUGUUCACGGUUUGAUGGAUGGGCAAGGUAUCACCGAUGCCUCAUUGGAAGACUGGCCUCUUUUGACCUUGUCAUGA
This is a messenger RNA of Colletotrichum gloeosporioides, 1995 nucleotides long. RefSeq lists its product as uncharacterized. Lineage: Eukaryota; Fungi; Ascomycota; Sordariomycetes; Glomerellales; Glomerellaceae. The coding region runs from base 1 to 1995 and encodes 664 amino acids. The record is from RefSeq and is a predicted model, not a curated record. The transcript has a single exon.